Molecule: messenger RNA, 1544 nt
Organism: Panicum virgatum (switchgrass)
Lineage: Eukaryota; Viridiplantae; Streptophyta; Magnoliopsida; Poales; Poaceae
Product: transmembrane protein 53-like
Exons: 4
Coding region: 35-1201 (388 amino acids)
Source: RefSeq, a predicted model, not a curated record
UUGGCCGUCGCUCCACGCCACCGCAGCAGCAGCCAUGGCGGCGGCGGCCACCUCCGCCCGCCUCCUCGCCGCGGCCGCCGUCGCGGCCGCGGGGCACCGGCGCGCCGCGCUCGGGCUCGGGCGCGUCCCGGUGGCCGCCUCCCUCUCGUUCCCCCGCGGCCACCCCCCGCCAUUCCGCGGCCGCGCCGGCCUCGCCUGCUCCGCCGCCUCGGCCUCGCUCUCCCUCCCCUCCUCCGGCGGAGGCGGGUUCUCGCCGCCGGGCUCCGUGCCCUUCAACCUCCUCCCGCCGGACUCCGAGCCCUUCAUCGAGUGGGACCCGCACCCGGCCGACUCCGCCGCCCCGCCGCUCGGCGGCGGCGGGGCCGGGGAGGGCGCCACGCUGGUCGUGCUCCUCGGGUGGCUCGGCUCGCGCCAGAAGCACCUGCGCCGCUACGCCGACCUCUACCGCGAGCGCGGGGUCGGCGCGGUGCGGUUCGUGGUGCCCGUGCGCGAGCUCAUCGGCCUCGACCUGGGCCGCCGCGUCGAGCGCAGGGUCGCCGACCUCUCCGCCGAGAUCGCCGCCUGGUGCGACGCCGACCGCCGCCGCACGCUCCUCUUCCACACCUUCAGCAACACUGGGUGGCUCGCAUAUGGCGCCGUACUGGAGAAUCUACAAUCCAGAGCUGACAUAUCUGAGAGAAUAAGAGGAUGUAUUAUAGACUCUGCACCAGUUCUGGAGAUAAGACCAGAUGUCUGGGCUGCUGGGUUCUCUGCUGCAAUGUUGAAGAAAAGUAGUUCCUUGACAGGACCGUCAACUGAAUUUCUUGAUGGGCCUAUUGUCAAUGGCACCUUGAGCAGAGCUAGCACUAAUGUGACGCGGCCAUCAUGGAGUGAAUGCUUUCUUCUAUCAACUCUGCAGAAAUUCUUUGAGAUUGUUCUUCAUGUGCCUGAUAUAAACACGCGAAUGCGCAAGGUUCUGUCAGUUCUUUCAGACAAGCAGCCUCCAUGCCCCCAGUUCUAUCUGUACAGCUCAGCCGACCGAGUCAUACCAGGUGAAUGUGUCGAGAGCUUCAUGGACUUGCAAAGAUCGCUAGGGCGGAGCGUAUACUCCCACAAUUUUGUGUCCUCACCCCAUGUGGACCACUACCGGAGCUUCCCCCACAUCUACAAUGCCAAGAUCGACGAGUUCCUGAAGAUCUGCUUCACGGUCAAAGUAUCAUGACCCCGCCUUCAACUAACAGGCCUGUCGAACGACCUCUUGAUUUUUGCUGUAUUCUUGAGCUGUAGCCUCUGUUAUAUCACCCUGAGAGGCACACAUAAUUCGCUGAAUAUCUUCGUCCAUCUUCUUGAAGCCCUGGAGGAUGCGCUCGUUGAAAGGAAUAGGUGCGAGUAAAGCUUUUUGGUGCUCCUUUUUUUUUGUAUCCUUGUCUUAAGAACAUGUAUCUGUUAUCCCUUCUGAUCGUAGGCUCCUGAAGAGGAAGUGUACUGUAUCAUUAUUUGUUGAACGCAAGCUGUACCCUAAUUCAAGUUACAUUGAAGUUUUAGUGCCUGAAUUAGGGGCAACA